AGCCAUGGAUCCCGACCGAGCGCGCGCGUCCUGCCCGGUGGCGCCCCUUGGCUUCCGCCGCAAAGAAGGGGCGCAAUGGAGCUGCCGGUGACCGUGGCGUUGAUCCUCAGUGUGUGGAUCGCCCUCAGCGCGGGUCUCACCAUUUUCAAUGCCGUUCUCCUGCACACGUUCCAGCACCCCAUCUUGCUGACAUGCUGGCACCAGGCCGUCAGCGUCGUGCUCAUCGUCGCCGUGGGCAUCGUGCGCCCCUCCCUUCUUGCCACUGGCGACGAGCAGCAGGGCCUGCCUCCGCUGACGCUCGUCAGCGCCCUGCGGCUGGGCCUGCCCGUGGCGGUGUGUCAGAGCAUCAGCCUGGUGUGCGGGAACAAUGCCAUCCUGUACCUUAGCCUGGCGUUCUGCCAGAUGAUCAAGGCCUUCACCCCGGUCUCCGUGUACGUUAGCGGCUGCCUGUGCGGCACGCAGCAGUGGUCCGUGCCCAUCGCGAAGUGCUUGGGCGUGAUCACCGUUGGCCUAGCGGUCACCAGUUGGGGCGAGCUGGAUUUCAACUUGCUGGGCUUUGCGCUGCAGGUCUCGGCCUUGAUCGCAGAAGGCCUGCGCAUCAACAUCCUGGAGCUGCGACUAAAGGCCAACGGGUACAAGCUGAACCCGCUGUCUUCGGUGGCCGUCUUUGCCCCCAUGGUCGCGGUGUUGCUGUUUGUCUCUGCCCUCUUCUUUGACCAGUCCGCCUUCGACAGGGAGCGGAUCGGUCAGGUCGGUAUCGGGAUUUUCGUCGCCAACGCCUUCAUGGCUUUCCUGCUGAAUGUGGUCAUCUACCUCGCCAUCCAGACUGCUAGCGGCCUCGGCUUCUCCCUCGCUGGCGUCCUGAAGGACGACUUCUUGAUCGUGGCCGGAAGCUGCAUCCUCCAGGGACACACAAUCACGACCACCCAGCUUCUCGGGUACAGCCUCGCCGUGCUCGGGCUCCAGGCCUACGGCGUGGUCAGCAAUGCGCCCUUGGACUUCGAGGACGGGGUCGUCUCGGGGCUGCUGAGCAAAGCCCUCGGGGCCAUCGGGAGCCAGACCUUCCGGCGUGGUGGCAGCCGCCCGCGGGCGGAAGGACCAAGCAAGAGGACUGAUUACCGCAAGUGUACAGCAUGUUGGUACGGCUGGAACUUCGCCUCGCGCGAGGAGUGCUACAAGUGCAGCCGCGCUCUUGGGCCGAAGGUCUGGGGACCGUGGUGCGACGACGGCGGCCAAGCGGGGGCCACGUGGCGUGCCCAGUCGUCGGACGUCCGCAAGCCCCCUGGGGCGCGCGACCGCAGCGUCAGCCUGGCCCUCUCGGAUGGCUCGGUGGCGAAGCCGGGGAAGCCAAACGUCCAGGAGCUGCUGGCGCAGCUCGCGGACUCGGUGGACCCAGGGCAGCGGGCGUCCUUCGAGGCGGAGGCGGCCUACUACGAGGCAGUGCAGCGCGUGGUCGAGGCUGAGGAGUGGCUGCAGCAGUCCCGGGCCGAGUGCGACGACGCGGCCCUUGAGCUCCAGGAGGCCAAGCAGGGCCUCGACGCCUCGCUGGAGGCCACGCGCGCCAAGGGCGAGGUGCCAGAUCUGUGCGAUGGCGACGCGUUCGACAUGGGCGACCUGGACAUCGAGCCUGGCGAGCGCGAGGCCUAUUGGCAGUUCAAGGCCCAGCUCCAGGAGCAGCUCCGCACGGCGGUCCAGUCCCUCUUCGGUCCAGGGGCUCAGGAGCUCGAGCGGAAUCGCCAGGAAGUCAAGGUCAUGCAGGUCCUCGUCAGGCAGGGCGACCUCUGGCGGGAUAUGGUGCAGGGCUUCGCCGAGGGUGAUGACAGCAGUGGCAGAUGCCCACCCAGGCUGGCGCAGUGCGACUGGGAUGAGCCACCUGCGCGGAGCUCCAAUGGGCCGCAGCUGCAGCUCCCCGCGCUGGCGGCGUGCGCGGCCGAUCCAGGCCAAAAUCUCCAGAGGCGCGGUCGGAAACCGCCGAAGCCUCGCAGCCCGCGCUGCCACGUCCUGACGGUCAAUGUCACAAGCUGGCCCAGCAUGCCGGCGCAGCUCGAGGAGCGCCGGAUCCCCGCGGACGUGGCGGCAGUCGUCAUCCAGGAGCACCACCUCGACGACGCGCAGGUGGAGAGCGCGAUGAAGGCCGCCCACCGCUGGGGAUGGAAGUGCGACCUGCGCCCCGCUCGCCGUGCCGAUCGCGGCGGGGCCGCGGGGGUGUCGGACUCCUGGCAGGGCAUCUGUCUCGCGGACCUCGGGUCGAAGGAGGGGCUGCUGCUGGCGCCCGUGCACCUCCGCGCGAGCCGCGAGCUCGACGACGUCAGCCCGCCAUGCUGCUUCAUCGUCGGCGGAGACUGGCAGAUGCCCCCGUGCACGUUGGGCCAAUCCUACUGGCUGCAGGCUGUUCGGGGAGUUGUCCGGGCGGCGUCGGAGCUCGAUGCCGCUUGCAUCGCCGGCAAGAGCGCGAGGGCCAUCGAUUUUUUCGUGACGAGUCGGUACCUCGCAGGCGGGAGGGCGCGGGUGAUGGACGACCUGUCGGUGGCCACCCACAAGGGGGUGGUGUACGAACUGGGCGCGCCCUCCCUGCCCUUCACCGUGCAGACGAUGCACAUGGCCAAACCCUUUCCCGCCAACGCGGUGGCAUGGCUCCGCUUGUAUGAGAACGAGCUCGUGGAGUACUGCGGCCUGCAGGACGCAGGCGAUCAAUGCCGUGGGCGCGAGCAUGGAGUGAAGUGCGUGACUGCGACGCUGGACAUGCGCAAGCGGCAGCGGGCGAGGUGCAGCGGCGCGCCCAGCCCCGCGGGCAGCCAUUGGCAAUGGCUCGCGGACCGUGCGCGAGAGUGGCGGCACCGCCGGGCAGCUCGAGGCGGAGUGCGUUGGGCGCGACCGCUCCGCGCGCUGCAUGUCAGGCUGCUGCGUUUCAGGCCCGCGUCCAACGCCACCUCGAGGCCCGAGAUGUGGGCGGCCUGGCGCGAGCUGGUCCGCCAGCUGGAUUCCGCCAGCGAGCAGGGCCUGGACCGCCUGGAGGCCGACUUCCGUGCCUGCGCCCGCUGGGCUGCCGACGCGGCCGCGUGCCGACGGUGUCGCAAUUUGAUCGAGUGGUCGAGGGAUGCGACCAGGCAUGACGGCGUGAGGCAGGCGUUCAAGUGGUUGAAGCACCCAGUGCUGUUCCCUCUGCUGAAGGCCUGGCAGCUCGAUGGCACCACGAAGGUCCAGGCCAAAGAUUGCGAAUACCACUUUGCUGUGCUCAAGGUGCUACAUGACAUGAUGAGCUACCUGCACCGCCUCUCGCGCCACUCGACGGAGUCGAGGAGCCCCGCCAUCGCCGAGCUCAAGUCGCUCUGCCCAGAACCAGGAGCGCCGCAGACGCGGCGGCGCUCCACCGACAGUCAGCACGCGCUGAAGCUAGCGCAGAGCUUCACUGACGGCAAUGGGGUUCUCGACGCCAAGGUUGUGGACGAUAGCUUGCGUGGAACAGUCGUGGAGGUGGACUCAGACUCGGACAACGGCGACGCGGCGCCUGAGCCAGGAGAUAUCCCCGCUCCGCGUCUGGUGCCGACUGCAGCGCAGCUGCUAGAGCGAGCUCGGGCGAAGCCCGCUGUGACGAGCCUGGGGGAGAAGCCCAAGAAGCCCGAGGGCGGUGGCGAGCCCAAGAAGGCCGAGGGCGGCGGCAAGCCCAAGAAGGCCCAGGGCGAGAACGAUGAAGCGGGCACGUGGAACACUGCAGAGCCUCAGAUAUCGACGGGCUGGCUGACCACGAAGAAACGGCCCGCGACGAGCUCAGCAGACGAGCCGGCGACGAGCAAAGCCAAGGCACCAUCCGAUGACGAGACCAAGCUGGCUGAGGCGAGCGAGGCUGCGGCUGCAGCGGCAGCGCCUCCACCUCCGAUCCUCCAGGCAAAGGCCAGGGGGAAGUCGGCGGCGCCCAAGGGCAUAGGUGGUCGGGUCUUGCAGGACCCGCAGGAGUGGGCCGCGCGGCACAAUCACGUGCUGGAGCUGAUCCCGAAGGCCCGCAUCGAAGUUCAUGUGCGAGCUCUCGCUUUCAGGGUGGUGAAGCCCGUCAUGACGAAGGAAGAGGGCCCGCAGCUGCCGUGGGGCAGCGACAUCGCCGAGGCCUGGGAGAAGAUCAAGAUCAAGGCGACCAUGAAGCUCCAGGCCGAGAAGGCGGCCGCCAUGCAGCCGAAGUAG
Messenger RNA from Prorocentrum cordatum, 4176 nucleotides. The record is from the annotation of a GenBank genome assembly. Lineage: Eukaryota; Dinophyceae; Prorocentrales; Prorocentraceae.